CACAAGGCUCUUGUUUUUUUUGCUACAGCAGACAGUCACUGGGUUGGCCACCCUUCAGAAUAUGGGAAGGGUGGGCUCUAGUGGUUAGAGAAGGGAAAGCCAGCAGCUUGUUUCUCUUUUGGUUUGCGAACAACUCGUUGGAUUGGAGCCUCCACCACAAAGACACCAUGGAAAUCCAGGAGAUGGACCUCAGAGAGAUGGGUUCUGUGAUCCAAUCCCGUGUGGUCUUGGAGGUGUCCAGCCAGGUCCAGUCACUCCUGGAUUCCCUGGAGACCACCAAGCUAGAGAUUGCUGUGACAGGUGAAUCCGGCGCCGGCAAAUCCACCUUCAUCAACGCGCUUCUGGGGCUUAGCGACGGAGACCCCCGUGCUGCUGCUACUGGCGUAAUCGAAACCACAGCCAUACCCACAUCGUACUCUCACCCUCGCCUGCCCAGCGUCCUCCUGUGGGACCUGCCGGGCAUCGGCACCCCGUGCUUCCAAGCGGAGCGCUACCUGGAGCAGGUGGGUCUCGAGAGGUACGAUUUCUUCAUCAUCAUCGCCUCGGAGCGGUUCCGGGAGAACCACGUCAGGCUGGCCCGUGCUGUGGGCUCCAUGGGCAAGCGUUUCUACUUCGUCCGCUCCAAGGUGGACCAGGACCUGAAGGCUUCACAGCGACGAAGGCCAACCCGUUUUGAGGAGGCUCAGGUGCUGCGGGAGAUAGAGGCCGACUGUCUCCGCCAGCUGCAGAAGGAAGGCCUGGAUUCCCCCAAGGUCUUCCUGGUCUCCAGCUUCGAGCUGCACCGAUUUGACUUCCAGCGCUUGCAAGACACUCUGGCCGAGGAGCUCGAAGGCCACAAGAGACACGUCUUGCUGCUCUCCUUCCCUUGCGUCACGGCAGCAGCUGUGGAGAAGAAGAAGGCGUCGCUGCGCAAGCACAUCUGGAAGAAGGCGUUGCUGGCCUGCGCAGUCUCAGCCUUGCCUGGCCAGAACCUCCACCUCAACAUCCCCAUGCUCAUGAAAACCCUCCACUCCUACCGCAAGAGUUUCGGCCUGGAUGACGAGUCCCUGGGGGUCUUGGCCCUCGUGGCCUCCAAGCCCCGCCAUGAGCUGACCAGUCAGGUGUGCUCGGCAUUGGGGAAGGAUCUUUCGGAGAAUGCCGUGCAUGCCGUCCUAAGCCAAGCCGCCUUGUACGGCCAAGUGGCUGCUCGGGUGGUGAAGAACAAGGUGCCUCUUUUUGACAACAUGGUAGCUGGGGCCAUCUCUUUUGUGGGUGCCUAUUACCUGCUGCACACCGCCCUUGAUAGCUUUGCACAAGAUGCCCAGAGGGUCCUAGGACGGGCCUUUGGUUUGGAGGAUGAGGCUCAGGGCUCCCUCUGCUACCCUCCAGAACCUGGAUUUAUUUUUGAUUGAAGGUGGAGCAAGAGAGCUCCUUCAAAGUGCUUGGGGAUCAUACAGUAGGUGCCUCCCCCUCUACUAGUCCUGCUUCUUAGUCACUUAGGUCUAGCUAACCCAGGAAAAUACAGUUAAAAGUAUUUGUGGGAUGGACUUCACGUUGGCAGUUCCACCCAAAAACCCUGAUGCACCUGCUGAUAUAACUGCCUUCCAAGAAUGGUGCUAUGCUAACUGGAAACAUCCUCUGCAGUUCUACUAGUUAUGGUGGGUUACUGUUAUCAGAAUCCUACAUACAACAUCCAGUGAUACAACUUUUUGUGGAAAAUAAUAAAUUGCCAAAAGA
Messenger RNA from Lacerta agilis (Sand lizard), 1716 nucleotides. Its product is annotated as interferon-inducible GTPase 5-like. Bases 168 to 1391 code for a protein of 407 amino acids. The transcript has 2 exons. Gene Ontology annotation, cellular component: membrane. The record is from RefSeq and is a predicted model, not a curated record. Lineage: Eukaryota; Metazoa; Chordata; Lepidosauria; Squamata; Lacertidae. Gene Ontology annotation, molecular function: GTPase activity; GTP binding.